Messenger RNA from Vairimorpha ceranae, 165 nucleotides. RefSeq lists its product as hypothetical. Lineage: Eukaryota; Fungi; Microsporidia; Nosematidae. Bases 1 to 165 code for a protein of 54 amino acids. The record is from RefSeq and is a predicted model, not a curated record. The transcript has a single exon.
AUGAAAAGCCCGAUGAGGAAAGAAAACGGCGUUCGAAGAGAUCAUAUUGACAACUGGCUGAUUCAAUAUACAUUUAAAAGAAGAUAUGUAAUUAAUAAGCCGAGCGAAGAAUUUUACCGGGUGUUUGUGUUGUUUUUAAAAAUAUUCUUUAAAUUAAAUGAAUAA